This is a messenger RNA of Didymodactylos carnosus, 2415 nucleotides long. NCBI's taxonomy places the organism in Eukaryota, Metazoa, Rotifera, Eurotatoria, Philodinida, Philodinidae. The record is from the annotation of a GenBank genome assembly.
AUGCAAAAGAAUGUUAUCACUGGCGGGAACUACGACGUUGAUCUUGUAUUACGUUCACCAUCAGGAAAAGUGUUGUACCAGGAUCAAAAAAAACAAUAUGAUAAUGUUGAAAAAACGGCUGAAGAAGAUGGUGCAUACGAAUUUUGUUUCAGUAAUGAAUUUUCAACAUUUACUCAUAAAGUUAUUUAUAUUGAUUGGAGAGUUGAUGGUGAUCCAGAACACGAAAUAGCGGCAGCAAGUCCACAUGUAGCUGAAGGCGCGUUAACAAUGAUUGAAACAAAAGUUCAAGGUAUUCACGAAAGUCUUAAAUCUGUCAUUGAUUAUCAGACUCAUCAUCGAUUGAGAGAAGCAACGGGACGAGUACGAGCCGAAGAUCUUAAAGAACGUGUACAAAUGUGGUCUAUGGGCCAAUUUAUAUUGAUAAGAUUUAAUACACUGAUGGAUGGUUCACUCAUCGAUUCUCAUCAUCGUAUUUCAUUGUCCACACUAACAAAUAUUUCACCUGAUGUUAAUAACGAUCAUGAAUCUUGUUUAUCGAAUACAAAUAUACGAACGGAUAGUGUUAGUACUAAUCAAAAUGGAGUAAAUUAUACUGAUAACGACAACUAUAUUACAAGAAAUAAUAAUAGUGAAUCGAAUAGUGAAAUGUCAAAAUCCUCUCAAUUUUUUACUUGGCGUCGAGGACAUCGCCGUGAAAUGUUAUCAUAUGCUACAAUAUGUUUUUUUGCCUUCAUGACUGGUGUAGAAUAUGCUGUAAUACUACCAACAGCGUUUGAAUACGUUAAAAAACUAACAAAUGGUGAUAUAUAUGUAGGCUUGGUGUUAUCAUCAUACAGUAUCUCUGGUAGUAUUGCCGGUAUUAUUCUGGGAAAAAUAUCAGAUAUUACCAAGAAAGUGAAAUUAUUAAUAUUGAUAACAAAUGUAUUUGAAAUAGUUGGAAAUAUUCUAUAUUUUCUUACAAGUAAAAUUUCGAUUGUUCUCUUGGGACGAUUUAUUGCCGGAGUUGGGAUGGGAGCUGUUCCUCCAAUUCUUGCUGAUAUUGCUCAUAGAACAAAAGAAGUAGAUAGAACAAAAGCAAUUUCGAUUAUUCUUGGAUGUCGACAAUUAGGAUUGCUUGUUGGACCGUGUUUUGCAUUGAUUAUUCGAUCAAUGAGUUUUAAUAUAGGCUCCGUAAAUGUAAAUCAAUAUAAUGGUCCGGGUUUUUUAAUGGCAGUCGUUUGGUUUUUUUUACAAAUUAUCUGUUGGUUUUGUUUUUAUGAUCGUCAACCGGAAACUACAAGUGGACCAUCGUCUAAUGGUCUUAGAAGUAAUGAUUUACCUAAACACAAAUAUUAUCGUUCUGGUGAAAAAGAUCAACAACAAAUACAAACGGAAGAACAACAGCAUCAAUCAUUAUCAUGGAAAGUUUAUUAUCAACAAUAUUUUCGUGCCGAAAUGUUGGUAUUAUUUUUAGCCACAUUUAUUACGUAUUUCAAUCAAACAGCACUUGAAACAAUUGUCGCAGCAUUUACCAAAAAACAUUUUCAAUGGAACCAAGUUCAUAUCUCCAUAUUAUUUGCAUUAGCUGGUUUAGAAAUAAUUUGUGUUUAUUUAUGUCUGGUUAAACUAUGUAUUAAACGUUUUGAAGAUCGUAUGUUAUUAAUAUUCGGUUUUAUAUCAUUAACUUGUGCUUGUACAUUAGGAGUUUUUUUCACAUGGACUAUGACAGAUAGAGCAUCUGCAAACAAAAGUCUAUUGCCAAUGUUUGUUAUCUUUGUGUUUCUCGAUUUAUUGGGAUUACCGUUUAUAGCGGCAACAAGUGUAUCUUUAUUUACAAAAUUAACCAUUAAAGAGUUACAGGGCUUUUCGCAAGGUGUUCAACGAUUAGUAAUGGGCAUUGGUACAAUUGUUGGUCCAUUGUUUGCAUCAGCGUUGUUAAAUCGAUUACACAUUAUGAUGACAACAAUGUUAAGUAUGACAUUUUUAACAUUAAUGCUCAUUUUUCUCAUCUUACGUCGCUUAAUACCGUUGAAAAAUAACGAUAAAGAUCGUGUAACAACAACAAACAAUAAUUCAUUGGAAGAAAAUGGUGAGGAAAUUGCAUUCCCUUUAUCAAAUAACAAUAAUCAUUGUUAUGUACCAUUGUGUCGAGAUGACGAUGGAACUGAUGAAGAAAGUUGUCAAUUAUUGAAAAAUAGUUCGCCAUCAUUAUCAAAAUAUAUUUCAGAUUCAAUUGAAAGAGAAAAAAGAUCGAAUGAAAUUAACGAAGAAUGUAGAACUAGGUCACCAACUAUUCCUCACAGUAAUGGUGGUUCAUUAAAAUUCGACACUAGCUCUACAAAUUACAGUUGUCAAUUGUCAGAUGAAUUUAUGAAUGAUAAUGGGGGAGAUUCUCUUGGACGGAGUCAGUCACUGAAGGAACCUAAGCCGGCAUGA